Molecule: messenger RNA, 1009 nt
Organism: Racocetra fulgida
Lineage: Eukaryota; Fungi; Glomeromycota; Glomeromycetes; Diversisporales; Gigasporaceae
Source: the annotation of a GenBank genome assembly
AUGACUCGGCAUUCAAAUAAAAGAAAACACUUAAUAAAGAUUACUGAAGAUCGUGAAUCUAAAAAACAACGUUCUGAAAUUUAUAAAAUCGUAGAUUCUUUGGACCACGAAGAACUAAUAAAAAUUCAAAAUUACAUUGCUUCAAUAAAUCCUCAACAGCCAAACAUCUAUAAGUUAAUUGAUUCCUUGGAUCAAGAAGAACUCAUAAAAAUUCAAAAUUAUAUUAAUUUAAAAAAUCCUCAACAGCCAAAUAUCUAUAAGCUAAUCGAGUCCUUCGAUCAAGAAGAACUAAUAAAAAUUCAAAAUUAUGUUAAUUCAAAGAAUCCUCAACAGCCAAAUAUCUAUGAGCUAAUCGAUGUUGUUAAAAAAAAAUUCGAUAAAAUAGUUGAUAAAGUAAAAGGCUUACCAGAUUAUCAAAUCCCAAGAUUUGAAAAUUUAAUUAAUUCUAUGACAUAUUCUAAAGGUAAAAGUAAAGGUGAAAUAUUAUCGCCAUACUUACAAAACAAAGCAAUUGAAUUUGUAAAUAGUGGUCUUUUUAAGCACUAUUCGUCCGCUAAUGCCGUACAAGAUAAAAUAAAGCAAUUAGAAACUGAAAACAAUAAAUUAGCAAAAUUAGUAGAAAAAUCAAACAAUGAGCUUAAAUCUUUCCGUAUGAAGAUCGUACGAGCAAAGGAAGCAAAGCAAAAAUAUAUUUCUAAAAUUCGGUCUAUAUCUCAGAAAAAAAUUACAAAAAGUCAGUUUAAAAUAGCAGUAAAAAAAAUGAUAAAGCAAAAUAAUAAUGAAUACUCGUCUGAGUUUGUUAGGUUUGCCACUAAUAUAAGCAACAUUGGAACAAUUUCUCUUUCAGCAGCAUCAGAAUGUACGAAGGCUAUGUUAAGUUUUCUUAUAAGUGAAACACCAGACUAUUGGCCAUCAAAAGGAACUCUUUCUCGGUGGAAUAAAGAAGUUUCUAAAAUAUCGCUUCAUCAAAAUCGGCCGGGAAACCCACAUUCAUCUUCUUACUCAUACG